AUGGAAUUUGUGAACCGCGAGGCAGUCGAACGCAUUGCCUCACAGAUUGGGAAGCCGGUGAAGGUGGAUAGAACGACUAUGACAGGUGAUAGGGAGGAAUCUCUCGUCGUUAUGGAGGCAGAUGUCACUACUAGCGAGGAUAAUUUGGCCAACGAAAGUCAAAAUGCCCGGGAAGCUACAAAGCGGAACUUGACGCCAGCGGCCCGACACGCUGGCAACGUGGAUAAAAGUGUACCACCUGUUGCCCGAAUGGAGACUAAGCUGGUUGCAUUUGGGUACUUUGGAGUCGGCAGGAGUUAA
This is a messenger RNA of Linum tenue, 300 nucleotides long. Lineage: Eukaryota; Viridiplantae; Streptophyta; Magnoliopsida; Malpighiales; Linaceae. The record is from the annotation of a GenBank genome assembly.